This is a messenger RNA of Mastomys coucha (southern multimammate mouse), 1796 nucleotides long. Its product is annotated as transmembrane gamma-carboxyglutamic acid protein 1-like. The transcript is spliced from 5 exons. The record is from RefSeq and is a predicted model, not a curated record. Bases 337 to 528 code for a protein of 63 amino acids. Gene Ontology annotation, molecular function: calcium ion binding. Gene Ontology annotation, cellular component: extracellular region. NCBI's taxonomy places the organism in Eukaryota, Metazoa, Chordata, Mammalia, Rodentia, Muridae.
AUUGCUCUUCGCAGCGGCCGCAGCUGCUGGCUCCCUCUCCGCUCCUAGCUCAGAAGUAGCGGGAGCGCGCAGGCGCGGCUAGCGGCUCGGCUAUCGCGUAGUAGCGGAGUGGGGCUCACGUUGAGUGCGGCAGCGGUGCGGGACUCCUUGGAAAGACAUUCAUGGUUGAAUACCCAUGCCUAACAGAAUUGAUGGUGGUGUGUUUUUCAACUGAACUGUCUGGAGUAGGGCCUGGUCACACAGUCUUUAGACAGCAUUCUGAUACUGCUUCUCAGAGAAGAGCCUCAACUUUGCUAGAACCAUCAUUCAAGACCUGUGAGAAGGUACAAGAGAAAAAUGGGAAGGGUUUUCCUCACCGGAGAAAAAGCCAACUCUGUACUAAAACGCUACCCAAGAGCAAAUGGGCUUUUUGAAGAAAUAAGACAGGGCAACAUUGAGCGUGAGUGCAGAGAAGAAGUCUGUACAUAUGAAGAAGUCAGAGAGGCUUUUGAAGAUCAUGAAAAAACUUUUGCACUUCUUCCCAAAUAAUCUGCUCUUGCCAUGGUAAGUAGUAACUUCACCCACAUACUUGUUGCCUCUUUACAUCAAAACCAUUUAUUAUGGUUUGAUUACUAAGUGACCCUACAGGCUCAUGUACUGAAAGUUUAGUUUCCACCUACUAGGAAUUUUAGAAGGUAGGGCCUCAUGAGACAAAGCAGGUCACUGCGGGUAUAUCUUUGAAAGGUAUCUUCCUUCUGCUUCUUCCUGUCUGUCUGUGAGGUGAGGAGACUGCCACAUUUUGCUGUACCAUGCUUGCCUCAGACUCAAAGCAGUAUAUCCUACCAGCCAUACUUUGAGACCUCUUAAGCAAUAAGCAAAAUUUAAUCCCCUUCCUUUAAGGUAUUUUCCCGAGCAACAGAAUGUAUAAGGUAUAUAUUACUACUACCAUAUUUGAAAAUUUUAUACAAUGUUGUCAUAUUCUCUCUCUUCCCAAAUUUUUCCAAGAUCCACCUCCACUUCUCUGAGCACUCAAGUUUUUUCCUAUUUAUUUAUGGAUUGAUUUGGUUAUUUUGUAGGAAGAGGGAGGGGCACAUGCCAGUAGGUCAGAGGACAAUUGCACAUAUUAGCUUUCUCUUUCCAUCAUGUGAGUUCUAAGGCUUGAAUGCAGGCUUGGUGGCUGUUACUUUUACCAACUUAGUCAUCUAGCUGAUAUCUGCAUAAUUUUUAAAAUGACAGGCUGGAAUGACAUUUUAACUUUUCUUCACUAUGCAUUGUGAUUCAUACAUAUAGAAGCAAUACUCAGGAGGUGAGUAAGAUUGUGAAUUAAUCCUAGACUAUGUAGUGAGUUCUAGGCUAGUCUGGCACUACUAGUAAGAACAAUUCUCCAAAGCAAAACAAAGCAACACCCAUCUCUUCUCCGUGAAGGCUUCAUACCUCCUCCUGUAAAAGCCAAAGAAUUCAGAAUCGCCUAUAAGAUACAGUUGUUUUCACCCUACACUAGUACUUCCCUAGAGAAGAAAUUUCGCAUCCGCCAUGAAUUCAUCCCCUUAGUGAUUAUAUAGUAGCUUCCUUCUGCUUCCUUACAGUUAAUACAAAGCAAGUGCCCUGUCUUGGAUUUUUGACACUUGUUCUUUUCCCUUGCAAAUGGAUAUGUCUGAGGUCAUUGUGAAGCUUCACUUUCUCAGUAAGGAAGUGUUCUAUCUCCUGUGAUUUCUCCCCCAGCACUUAUCAUCAUCCUACAUUGAUUUUUUUAUUAUUAUUCAUUAGUUGUUCACUUUCUUCCAAUGACAGAAUUAUUUCUCAUUUGUUUGGUUCAU